AUGAGCCUACCAAACGUAUUCUUCAUUACGGGAACAGCAACUGGCUUCGGUCGAGAGCUUGUCCUCCAACUCAAUGCGCUGAAACAGAAGGUUAUAGCAACGGAUCGAACGAUUGAUGGAAUAAAAGACUAUGAGCAACUCGAGCAUGUCUCAAUAAUGAAACUCGAUUUGAACAGCGACGAAGAAGAAAUAGCUGGUAUAGUGCGCGAUGCUAUCAAGAUACACGGCCACGUUACGCAUCUCAUCAACAACGCCGCUUACUCAGUAACUGGAUGCGUCGAGGAAGUCCCACUAUCUAUAGCACAACGUGAAUUCAACGUCAAUUACUGGGGUACAAUUAAAGUAACCAACUCAUUCCUUCCUCACUUCCGCGGACGCACGAGUGGAGAAAAAUUCAUAUUGACGGUCUCCUCGAUAGUCGGCAUCAACGUAUGGCCAUAUUUCAGCUACUACGCUGCUUCCAAGUACGCGAUUGAGGCAUCGUUUGAAGCACUCAAGAUGGAGACUCAGCACCUUGGCAUCAAGGUGUUGAUGGUCGAACCAGGCUACUUCCGUACCAGCUUUCUCAAAGAGGGAAGCAACGUACAGCCACCUGGGAACCCAAUUGCGGACUACGAGCCCAUCAGAGGAUCUAUGGGUAAGGAGUUAAAAGAGCAGAAUGGUGCUCAAAUCGGCGAUCCUAAAGCUGGAUGCGAAAGGAUCAUCGAGCUGUUGAUGCACACCGGCCUUGCAAAGCAGAUAAGUAACGGUGAAAUACCCACUAGAGUCGCAUUGGGAUCUGACAGCUACGAGGGCAUUAUAAAGAAAGGUCAAGAUCUUAUUGAUAACGCCAACAAGUGGAAACAGUUUUCAGUGUCUACUGACUAUAAGAAUUGA
This is a messenger RNA of Wallemia ichthyophaga EXF-994, 876 nucleotides long. RefSeq lists its product as uncharacterized. The transcript is spliced from 3 exons. Bases 1 to 876 code for a protein of 291 amino acids. The record is from RefSeq and is a predicted model, not a curated record. Lineage: Eukaryota; Fungi; Basidiomycota; Wallemiomycetes; Wallemiales; Wallemiaceae.